Messenger RNA from Populus nigra (black poplar), 1295 nucleotides. Its product is annotated as guanylyl cyclase 1. The transcript has 10 exons. The coding region runs from base 217 to 1026 and encodes 269 amino acids. NCBI's taxonomy places the organism in Eukaryota, Viridiplantae, Streptophyta, Magnoliopsida, Malpighiales, Salicaceae. The record is from RefSeq and is a predicted model, not a curated record.
AAUUAAUUAAGGCUCCCAGGAAAAGAAAAAACCGAAAAGCAAAGCAGCUGAAUCUGCCUUCGACAAGCAUAAUAAACUCGAAAAGGAUCAUCUUUUCUGCAAAGGGUGAAGAAAUUAUUUUCCCUUAAUGACUGCAAGAGAAGGCUAAUUUAUUCGGGGGAUGCUUGAGUGUUAGUGUUUUCGCAGAGUUUUUGAUUUUUAAUUUGGUCACAACUGAUGUGGCCAUUGUAUCUUCUAUUAAACAAAAUUCUUAAUAUACAAGAUUUAGUAGUAGAAGAAGGAAAACCAGAUGGUUUGGUUCAGCCAUCGUCAUCGUCCAGUAGUAGAAAAUGUGAAGAUGCUGCUGCUGUCUUGCCCUGCUCACAUUUUGUUCAAGUACCGCAUAUAAAGCAGCUUCACUCUUGGGAUUGUGGCCUUGCUUCUGUUUUGAUGGCUUUGAAUACAAUUGGUAUCAAUAAUUGCAGCAUCCAGGGCUUGGCGGACUUAUGCUGCACUAGUAGCAUUUGGACGGUGGAUCUGGCAUAUUUACUGCAGAAGUAUUCUGUUAGUUUUUCCUUCUACACGGUAACACUUGGAGCAAAUCCAAAUUAUUCAGUUGAGACAUUUUACAAGGAACAAUUGCCUGAAGAUCUAGUUCGAGUGGAUAUGUUAUUUCAAAAGGCACGAGGAGAAGGCAUUAAUAUACAGUGCAGGUCGAUCAAUGAAACGGAAAUUUCUCUUUUCAUAUUGUCGGGGAAAUAUAUUGCAAUUGCAUUGGUUAACCAGUACAAAUUGAGUCACUCUUGGUUGGAGAAUGCUAUUCUACCAGGCUUAAAUGGUGGCAACUCAGGCUAUGCUGGUCAUUACAUUGUGAUAUGUGGCUAUGAUACUGGCACGGAUGAGUUUGAGAUUCGAGAUCCUGCCGCUUCUAGAAAACAUGAGAGAAUGUCGUCAAGAUGCCUUGAAGAAGCACGGAAAUCCUUUGGCACCGAUGAAGAUCUCCUUCUGAUAUCUCUGGAGAACGCGACAAGUGAAAGAGCUCGUUAGAGCAAUUUUUCUUCUCUUUGACGAAUUUCCUUGCUUCAGAUGGGCUAGCCAUGUAUAUUAUUAUACGUGUGUAUAAUACGUGCAUAAAGGAACUGAUAGUUUGCCCUCGAUUGCUUGUAUUUGUUCAUAAAUAUAUUUCAAGCCAUGUAUAUUAUUCUUUUAUGCUUGAUUAAAUAGAUAAUAAGUAGAUUUCUUUUCCAUGUAAUUGAAAUGUAAUAUCAUAUUGGAGCAGACUCUAAACAAGUUUAUGCACUCGAAACUUUUUGCCA